CAAAAUUUUAUGUUGCGAGAAAUAUCAUAGAAUUUUCUCAGAAAUCACUAAUUCCUCGCCAUGGACGACGCAGACGACGUGUUUAGAUACGUGUACAGUUCGUCGCUGGACAAUCGGGUUUGUGUUAAAGUGGGAACUUUUGAGGGUUUCCAGCACAAGCCGUGCUAUGAGAAGCUGCUGGAGGACCCAAUGUUGCGUUUCUCGGGCUUAUACACCGAAUCCUGCGCCUCGCUAAUGGUGCGACUGCAGCUGUUCAACAAGGGAAAGCCCUACGGAGUCGCCGUGACGACGUCAUUUAAAGCAUUCACAAAGCGAUGGAACUGGAACGAAUGGGUGACGCUGCCGAUGGAGAUGAGGGAUAUUCCACGUACGGCUGUACUCACGUUCACGAUACUAGACUACGCGGGUCCUGGACGAACCGUCAAUGUGGCAGGCACGUCGAUCUCACUGUUCGGAAAGAACGGUCUCCUGCGACAGGGAGUGUAUGAUCUUCGCCUCUGGCCGGAUGUCGCAGGCGAUGGGAACGUUCCCAGCAGCACUCCAGGCAAGGGAAAGGACGCUAGCAAAAAUCAAAUGCAGAGAUUGGCCAAGUUGGCUAAGCGCCAUCGGAAUGGACAGAUGCAGAAGGUUGACUGGCUCGAUAGACUCACAUUCCGGGAGAUUGAAGUGAUAAAUGAGAAGGAGAAGCGCCAGUCGGACUAUAUGUACUUAAUGGUGGAAUUUCCUUCGGUUUUUGUCGACGAGAAACCGUGCUCCAUUGUUUAUUUUGAGCCUGACGGCGACCAGAAGUACACAUUUAUCUCCAAGCCCAAAUUAGUGACAGUUCCUGAUCCUGAGAUUCUUUUAGAUAACUUAGUGGAAAAGAAGCAUCACUUGCUGUCGCGUUCAGCGCGGUCAGGCCUAUCGGAUCGGGAUGCAAAGCCCACAGCAGGUGACCGUGAUAUUCUCCACACGAUUGUCUAUCGCUAUCCGCCGACAUACACGCUGUCGAGCGAGGAGCAGGACUUGGUGUGGAAGUUCCGGUUCUAUCUGAGCAGCCACAAGAAGGCGCUCACGAAGUUUCUCAAGUGCAUCAACUGGGAGACAGUGGCUGAGGUGAGACAGGCGCUGGGACUAUUGGCUCACUGGACGCCAAUGGACGUGGAGGAUGCCCUCGAGCUGCUGACGCCCACAUUCUCUCAUCCGGCUGUGCGAAAGUAUGCUAUCACGAGGCUGAAGCAGGCGCCCGAUGAGGACCUGCUGCUGUAUCUCCUGCAGCUGGUGCAGGCGCUCAAGUAUGAGAACUUCGAUGAGAUUUUCGAAAUUUACCGGAAGAUCAUGCCCGAGAAGGAGAUCAUGAAGUCAAUUGACGACAAUCCGUGUGACUCGACGUCUGAAUCGACUGGAAGUCCGGAGACAUUUGCCGACAGAAGCGUUCAGAGCGUCACGUCUGUGGAUUUGCCGGGACAAAUGGAUGAAAUACUGGCGCAAACAUCCCACGAGGGAGCCCACAAUUCCUCAUCGGAGAUAUCGGAGGCUUCAAAUACGCUGAUGAGUGAUACAAAUUCCAGCUCGAAAUGCAACUUGGCCUCCUUCCUCAUCCAACGCGCCUGUCGCAAUCCCACCUUGGCGAACUACUUCUUCUGGUAUCUCACGGUGGAGUGUGAGGAUCACAAUCACAUCCUGCGGAAGCAGGAUGAGAAAGUGAGAGAGAUGUAUAUGACGGUGCUGAAGACAUUCAUGAGAUCCCUCUCGACGGGGAGUACGGAAUUGCGGACGAUUCAUACGAAUCUCAAGAAGCAGCAGUGCUUCAUUGAGAAACUAGUGAAGCUGGUGAAGAUGGUGGCCAAGGAGUCGGGCAAUCGCAAGAAGAAGACGGAAAAGUUUCAGCAACUGCUAGGCGACACGGAUGCCUUCAAAAUCAACUUUGCCAGCUUCGAAGCAAGACCCUUUCCGCUGGAUCCGGAGGUCUUCAUCAAGGGUAUCGUGUUUCAGAAUGUCACUCUCUUCAAGAGUGCUCUGAUGCCAGCAAAGCUCACUUUCAUCACAACAGCCAAUGAAGAUUACGUGGCGAUAUUCAAGCACGGUGACGAUUUACGGCAGGAUCAGUUGAUUCUGCAGAUGAUCACGCUCAUGGACAAGUUGCUGCGUCGGGAGAAUCUCGAUUUGAAGCUGACGCCGUACAGAGUGCUGGCCACGAGUGCCAGGCACGGCUUCAUGCAGUACAUCGACUCAAUCACGGUGGCGGAUGUGAUUGCCAAUGAGGGUGGCAUCCACAGCUACUUCCGCAAGCAUCACCCCUGCGAGACGGGCCCCUUCGGCUUCGCCUCUGAGAUCAUGGACACAUACAUCAAGAGCUGUGCCGGAUACUGCGUCAUCACGUAUCUGCUGGGCGUGGGCGAUCGUCAUCUGGACAAUUUGCUGCUGACGACAUCGGGCAAGCUCUUUCACAUUGACUUUGGUUACAUCCUCGGUCGCGAUCCCAAGCCCAUGCCGCCGCCCAUGAAGCUGAGCCGAGAGAUGGUGGAGGCGAUGGGUGGCGUGAAUUCUGAGUAUCACCAUGAGUUCCGCAAGCUGUGCUACACCGCAUUCCUUCACUUGCGACGCCACGCCAAUCUCAUGCUGAACCUCUUCUCUCUCAUGGUGGACGCCUCAGUGCCGGACAUCGCCCUGGAGCCCGACAAGGCUGUGAAGAAGGUGGAGGACAAUCUCAGGCUGGGAUUGAAUGACGAAGAGGCUGUUCAGCAUUUACAGGGGCUCCUCGACUUCUCCAUUUCCGCCGUGAUGCCAGCUCUCGUUGAACAAAUUCACAAAUUAGCCCAAUAUCUGCGGAAGUAGAAUGU
Phlebotomus argentipes is the source of this 2822-nucleotide messenger RNA. It is a transcript of the gene Pi3K59F, whose product is annotated as phosphatidylinositol 3-kinase catalytic subunit type 3. The record is from RefSeq and is a predicted model, not a curated record. Gene Ontology annotation, molecular function: 1-phosphatidylinositol-3-kinase activity. Gene Ontology annotation, cellular component: cytoplasm; peroxisome; phagophore assembly site. The transcript has 5 exons. Gene Ontology annotation, biological process: endocytosis; autophagy of peroxisome; phosphatidylinositol-3-phosphate biosynthetic process. Lineage: Eukaryota; Metazoa; Arthropoda; Insecta; Diptera; Psychodidae. Bases 61 to 2817 code for a protein of 918 amino acids.